AUGGAAGAGUUGAACUUUGACGUUAAUGCUCUUGCGAGUGAAUUAUGUGGGUAUUUAGAAAAGCUAACUGAUAAGCAAAAAUUUGCAUACGAUCAAAUAAUCACUGCUAUUAGCGGUAAUAUGGGUGGACUUUUCUUCUUAUAUGGUCAAGGUGGUUGUAGAAAAAUAUUCUUAUGGUCAACUAUAUCAUACUCAAUUCGGUCUAAUGGAGGUAUAGUUUUAAAUGUUGCUUCGAGUGGGAUUGCUGCACUUCUGUUGCCUAAUGGAAGAACUGCACAUUCAAGUUUGGCUGGUGAUACAACAGAUGGUGAAUCGAUCAUUCAUAUACCAUCUGACAUUUUGGUUAAGAACUCUGAGACAGCUUUAAAUGACUUCAUUGAUUUUGUGUAUCCAGAUAUGUUAUCCAAUUUAUCCAUUAAAAAUUAUUUCAAGGAUAGAGCAAUUCUUGCACUAACUCUGAAUUGUGUUACUGAAGUCAACAACAAGAUGACUGCAGGGUUACUCGGACAAGAAAGAGUCCACUUAAAUUCUGACGCCAUGUGUGCCGAGGAGGGAAAUAUGGAAUUUGAGUUAGAUUCUUUCUUACCAGAGAUUCUAAAUGGAAUUAAUUGUUCAGGUCUACCACCACACAAGUUGGUUGUGAAGGUUAGUGGUGGACGAAAUUGUGAUCCGCAAAACCAAACUAAUGGUUUGUGCAAUGGAACGAGAAUGCAAGUUAGAAGAACGGGAAACUAUGUGAUAGAAUACAAGACUUUAACUGGUAACAAAGUUGGAAGUAUUGUUCUUAUCCCAAGAUUGAAUCUAAUUCCAAAUAACGAAACAUUACUGGUCAGAUUUCAAAGAAGACAAUUCCCAAUUAUUAUGUCAUUUGCAAUGACAAUAAAUAAGUCUCAGGGACAAACUCUAUCAAAAGUUAGAGUAUACAUUCCAAGGCCAGUUUUCACCCAUGGUCAAUUGUAUGUUGCAUUAUUAAGAGUAACGAGUAAAGAUGGUUUGCGAGUGCUGUUGCAAGAUCACGGACACUUAGAAGAUAACUGCACGAUGAAUGUGGUAUGUAGAGAAGUUUUUGAGAGCUUAUAA
Arachis duranensis is the source of this 1080-nucleotide messenger RNA. RefSeq lists its product as uncharacterized. The record is from RefSeq and is a predicted model, not a curated record. Gene Ontology annotation, molecular function: DNA helicase activity. NCBI's taxonomy places the organism in Eukaryota, Viridiplantae, Streptophyta, Magnoliopsida, Fabales, Fabaceae. The transcript has 3 exons. Gene Ontology annotation, biological process: telomere maintenance; DNA repair. Bases 1 to 1080 code for a protein of 359 amino acids.